GAAUGAACCCGGAGCCGGCCCGGAGCGGCGGCCAGAGCGCGGUGCGCAGCGCAGCCUCCGGACCGCGGCGGGGAGCGAACAGACGGGCACUGGGACAGGAUCGUGCCUCCGGGGAGAGAUGCCCCAGCACAUGAUGGGGGACAAGCCCUUCGUCUCCAUGCCGCAGCUGGUGCUCCCCAGCCCGGCCUUCGCUCUGGACGACAGGUGUGGCCACACCCCCUCCAGCCGGCGGGCGUCCCUGGGCGCGCCCCUGAGCCUGGGUGCCCACGGCCCCCUGGACUCCUGCAGCCAGCCGCUGUGCCAGCCCCGGGCCCAGAAGCACGGCGCCCGCGCCUUGUGCUGCCCGGCGGCCAGGCCGCGGAGCUCGGAGUGCGGCUGGCGGGCCUUCACCCCCAGGUGCCUGCAGGCCCUCAACACGCCGCGGGGCUUCCUGGGCUUCCUGUGCGCCGCCGCCUUCCUGCAGGGCAUGACGGUGAACGGCUUCCUCAGCACCGUCAUCACCUCCAUCGAGCGGCGCUACGACCUGCACAGCUACCAGAGCGGCCUCAUCGCCAGCGCCUACGACCUGGCCGCCUGCCUCUGCCUCACCUUCGUCAGCUACUUCGGGGGCCACGGGCACAAGCCGCGCUGGCUGGGCUGGGGCGUGCUGCUCAUGGGCGCCGGCUCGCUGGUGUUCGCGCUGCCCCACUUCGCCACGGGCCCCUACCAGGUGGAGGUGGACGAGGGCCUCGGGCUGUGCCGCGCCAACCGCAGCGGGGCCUGCGGGCCCCGCGCCUCCAGCCUGUCCCGCUACCGGCUCGUCUUCAUGCUGGGCCAGUUCCUGCACGGAGCGGGCGCCACGCCCCUGUACACGCUGGGGGUCACCUACCUGGACGAGAACGUCAAGUCCAGCUCCUCGCCAGUCUACAUCGCCAUCUUCUACACAGCGGCCAUCCUGGGCCCCGCGGCCGGCUACCUGAUCGGGGGCGCCCUGCUGAACAUCUACACGGAGAUCGGCCGGCGGACCGAGCUGACCCCCGAGAGCCCGCUGUGGGUUGGUGCCUGGUGGGUGGGCUUCCUGGGCACCGGGGCCGCUGCCCUCUUCAUUGCGGUUCCCAUCCUCGGCUACCCGCGGCGGCUGCCAGGCUCCCAGCGCUACGUGGCCAUGCGAGCCUCUGAGCACCAGCUGAAGGACCGGAGCCCACAGGCGGCCAGCAGCCCCGGCUUCGGGAGAACCGUCAGAGACUUGCCUCUUUCCGUCUGGCUCCUCCUGAAGAACCCCGUGUUCAUCCUGCUCUGCCUGGCCGGGGCCACUGAGGCCACCCUCAUCGCUGGCAUGUCCACGUUCGGCCCCAAGUUCCUCGAGUCCCAGUUCAGCCUCAGCGCCUCGGAAGCCGCCACCCUGUUUGGGUACCUGGUGGUGCCGGCGGGUGGGGGCGGCACCUUCCUGGGUGGCUUCUUCGUGAACAAGUUGAAGCUCCGUGGCUCGAGCGUCAUCAAGUUCUGCCUGGCCUGCUCCCUGACCAGCCUGCUGGCCAUCCUGGUCUUCUUCGCGCACUGCCCCAACGUGCCCAUGGUGGGCGUCACGGCCCGCCACAACAGCAGCGCCUCGCCCGAGGGCCACCUGGAGCUGACCGCCGCCUGCAACGCCGCCUGCGGCUGCGAGCCAGGGCUCUACAGCCCGGUGUGCGGCUCCGACGGCCUCAUGUACUACUCGCCCUGCCACGCGGGCUGCCAGGAGGCGGCGCCCGGCCCCGGCCGCCAGAAGGUGUACCGAGACUGUAGGUGUGUCCUUCAGAAUUUUUCCUCUGGUUUUGGCCAUGCUACUGCAGGGAAAUGCACUUCAACUUGUCAGAGCAAGCCCCUCCUUCUGGUUUUCAUAUUCGUUGUAAUUACCUUUACCUUCCUCAGCAGCAUUCCCGCGCUGACGGCCACCUUACGGUGCGUCUGCGACCAGCAGAGGUCCUUCGCGCUGGGAAUCCAGUGGAUCGUGGUUAGGACGCUAGGGGGCAUCCCGGGGCCCAUCGCCUUCGGCUGGGUGAUUGACAAGGCCUGCUUGCUGUGGCAGGACCAGUGCGGCCAGCAGGGCUCCUGCUUCCUGUACCAGAACGCAGCCAUGAGCCGGUACAUGCUCAUCGCCGGGCUGGCGUAUAAGGUGCUGGGCUUCCUCUUCUUCGCGGCCGCGUACGUCCUGUACAGGUCCCGGCGGGCGCCUCCCCCCGGCCUGGAAGCCUCUCUGCCCAGCCAGUCCUCGGCCUCCGACAGCCCCUCGGACCUCCAGGGGGCCCCCUCAGGCCUCCAGAGCAACGUCUGACCCAGCCCGCCCACCAGACCCGGGCCAGCACUCAGGGCUCCCCAAACCACCUGCAACUUCUCCACCGUGGGGCUGACCCCUCACUGACUGCCCCCCAGUCCGAGGCAGGAGGGCUGCUGCCCGUGUCUGAGCCCGGGGACAAGGAGAAGGGCUGACGACAUGGGAAAUGCUGGGGAGUGUGGCGCCCCCUGCGGCCUGCCCGGUGAGUGCCGCCUGCACCUCCCGGCCCUGGGCUCACGGGUGGCCUUUCCCGUGGGCGCAGCGCGGUGCCCACUUCGGCUCCCGGUUCCCGGGAGGGGCCCCGCUGAGUGCGGGCGGUGGCUGGUGCCUCCGCCGCCCGGCACAGCCCUGACUUCCUGUGGGUCCUGCGGGGGGAGGCCGUGGGACACCACUUCCAGGGCGCGCUCCCCACGGAGCCAGUCCGUACCCAGACCUGCUGUCACCUGUCCCGCCGCACGGCCCUGGGCGGAGCAAAUACACGGCCGCUCCCGUAAACACUUCCUCUGCCGGCGGCGAGUGCUCGCUCAGAAACCUGUGGAUUCGCUGGACUCUCACGGAUGUUUGUUCCCCGGUGUCCUCAGACAAAUUAUGUGUGUAAAUAUAUUUUAAUAUUUAACAAC
Messenger RNA from Pipistrellus kuhlii (Kuhl's pipistrelle), 2913 nucleotides. It is a transcript of the gene SLCO4A1, whose product is annotated as solute carrier organic anion transporter family member 4A1. Gene Ontology annotation, cellular component: membrane. The record is from RefSeq and is a predicted model, not a curated record. The transcript is spliced from 12 exons. Gene Ontology annotation, biological process: transmembrane transport; sodium-independent organic anion transport. Gene Ontology annotation, molecular function: protein binding. The coding region runs from base 119 to 2293 and encodes 724 amino acids. NCBI's taxonomy places the organism in Eukaryota, Metazoa, Chordata, Mammalia, Chiroptera, Vespertilionidae.